CGGGUCUCUGUCGCCAUGUUUACUUUGGGUGACGCCAACUCUCUUCCAUUUUCCUCCGCCUCUGGUUGUCAAGAAGAUGGCAGCUUCCAGGCAGGCAUGAGAGGAAAUACUUCUUCACAAAUCGAAUGAAUUUGGAUUAUUACCGCAAGAUCAGACCACAUACCCGUGUUUUUGCAAUUACUGCAUCGAAAUAAAAAUCAUGUCUGCCCCUGGGUCCGCGGUGUCUGGGACCACGGCGUCGGUUCUGCAGCCGCGGUGGAAACGGGUCCUCGGAUGGUCCGGUCCCGUUCCCCGGCCCAGACAUGGUCACAGAGCUGUGGCUAUAAAGGAGCUUAUGGUUGUCUUUGGCGGUGGAAACGAAGGGAUUGUGGAUGAAUUACAUGUAUACAACACUGCAACAAACCAGUGGUUUAUCCCAGCAGUCCGUGGUGAUAUUCCCCCUGGUUGUGCUGCAUAUGGGUUUGUCUGUGAUGGCACAAGACUGCUGGUGUUUGGUGGAAUGGUGGAGUAUGGAAAGUACAGCAAUGAUCUCUAUGAACUACAGGCCAGCAGAUGGGAAUGGAAAAAGUUGAAAGCAAAAAACCCGAAGAAUGGCCCCCCUCCUUGUCCUCGACUCGGUCACAGUUUUUCCCUGGUUGGCAACAAAUGCUAUCUGUUUGGUGGACUAGCCAAUGACAGUGAGGACCCAAAAAACAACAUUCCCAGAUACCUGAAUGAUCUGUACACACUUGAGCUUCGUGCGGGUUCCAGUGUGGUUGGAUGGGAUAUUCCAAUCACAUAUGGAGUUCUGCCUCCUCCCCGUGAGAGCCACACUGCUGUGGUAUACACAGAAAAGACGAGCAGGAAAUCUCGCCUGAUAAUCUAUGGAGGGAUGAGCGGUUGUCGCCUUGGAGAUCUGUGGACUCUCGAUAUUGAUACCCUGACAUGGAACAAACCAUCAGUAAGUGGGACUGCACCGCUCCCCAGAAGUCUUCACUCUGCCACCACCAUCACAAACAAGAUGUAUGUUUUUGGAGGGUGGGUUCCACUGGUGAUGGACGAUGUCAAAGUGGCCACACAUGAGAAGGAGUGGAAGUGCACAAACACUCUUGCCUGCCUAAAUCUAGACUCCAUGUGCUGGGAGACAGUGUUGAUGGAUACUCUCGAAGACAACAUCCCUAGGGCCCGUGCUGGCCACUGCGCUGUGGCCAUCAACUCCAGACUCUACGUUUGGAGCGGCCGUGAUGGUUAUCGUAAAGCUUGGAACAACCAAGUCUGUUGUAAAGACCUCUGGUACCUGGAAACAGAGCGACCACACGCCCCUGCUAGGGUGCAGUUAGUCCGUGCCAACACAAACUCUCUUGAGGUGAGCUGGGGCGCCGUCUCAACUGCUGACACCUACUUACUGCAGCUGCAGAAAUAUGACAUCCCUGCAACUCCAGCUGCAGCCUCGCCAGCCAUGAGUGCCACCCCCGUGCAGCCUCUGAACUCUCCAAAGAGCCCCGCGCCGGCUGCUGCAGCACCCUCUGCUCAAAGCCUACCCCAGACAGCUGUUUUGAAGGUUGCCGCUCAACAGUCUGCCACAGGCACAUCUGUUGUCACAGUCCGCCCCAGCCAGCCUGGGAAAUCCCCCGUCACUGUGACAUCUCUUCCGCCAGGUGUUCGAAUGGUAGUUCCUGCCCAAACCACCCAAGGAUCGCCAAUUGGAAGUAGCCCUCAGAUGAGUGGCAUGGCAGCUUUAGCAGCAGCAGCUGCAGCAACACAGAAGAUACCACCUUCCUCUGCUGGCACUGUCCUCAAUGUUCCCGCAGGUGCCACAAUUCUCAAAACAGUAGCCGUUUCCCCUGGCACAACCACAGUGAAAAUGGCCUCUCCAGUCAUGGUCAGUAACCCAGCCACCCGGAUGCUGAAAACUGCUGCAGCCCAGGUGGGCACAGCAACUGCGUCCUCUCCCACCACCACCAGACCCAUCAUCACUGUGCACAAGUCCGGUGCAGUCACAGUGGCACAGCAGGCCCAGGUGGUAACCACUGUGGUUGGAGGAGUCACCAAGACCAUCACCUUGGUCAAGAGUCCCCUCACAAUGGGCAGCAGUGGCACUCUGAUCUCCAACCUUGGCAAGAUGAUGUCUGUGGUACAAACCAAGCCAGUGCAGACAUCAGCUGUCACAGGCCAGGCUUCCACUAACCCUCUCACACAGAUCAUACAGACAAAGGGUCCCCUCCCAGCCGGCACCAUCCUGAAGCUGGUGACCUCUGCAGAUGGCAAGCCCACAACCAUCAUCACCACUUCCCAGGCAGGAGGCACAGGAAACAAGCCCACAAUCCUCAACAUCAGCGGUGUCUCUCCUACCACCACUAAGCAAGGCACCACCAUCAUAAAGACCAUCCCCAUGUCGGCCAUCAUGACACAGCCUGGAGCCACAGGUGUAACAAGCAGUGCAGGCAUGAAAACGCCCAUCACAAUCCUUACCACAAAGGUGAUGACCACUGGAACGCCUGGUAAAAUCAUCACUGCAGUGCCCAAACUUGCCACUGCCGCUGGCCAACAGGGACUGACGCAGGUGGUUUUGAAGGGUGCUCCAGGGCAGCCUGGCACUAUUUUGCGCACUGUGCCCAUGAGCACAGUCGGUGGUGUUCGACUUGUUACACCAGUGACGGUGUCUGCUGUUAAACCCACUGUCACCACUCUGGUUGUCAAGGGGACUACUGGUGUCACCACUCUUGGGACAGUCACUGGCACAGUCUCCUCAAGCCUGGCAGGAGGCACGGUGGACAGUUCCAAUGCCUCUCUGGUCACCCCCAUCACCACACUGGGAACCAUUGCUACCCUGUCCAGCCAGGUCAUCAGCCCAGCUGCCAUAACUGUGUCAGCUGCUCAGACCAGCCUGACCUCUGCCUCCGCAUUGCCCUCCUCUACCAUGACAGUGCAGAACCAGCCCACCCAGGUGACUCUGAUCACAACUCCCAGUGGUGUAGAAGCUCAACCAGUGCAGGAUCUCCCAGUGUCCAUCCUGGCUUCACCAACCUCCGAGCAGCCCAGCUCCACUGAGGCUGGAGCAGCUGGAGAAGGCUCUGGGACCGUCACCCUCGUCUGCUCUAACCCGCCCUGCGAGACCCAUGAGACCGGAACCACCAACACAGCAACCACCUCUUCUGCCACCAUGGGAGCAGAAAAGGUUUGCUCUAACCCGCCCUGCGAGACCCACGAGACCGGAACCACCAACACAGCCACCACCUCCUCUGCUACAAUUAAAGCAGGACAAGUGUGCUCUAACCCGCCAUGUGAGACCCAUGAAACAGGCACCACCAACACAGCCACAACUGCAUCAUCAAACAUGUCUACGCCGCGUGUGUGCUCCAAUCCACCAUGCGAGACCCAUGAAACUGGGACAACUAACACAGCAACCACAGCAUCGGCUAAUAUGGGAGGAGUCCAGCAGAUUUGCUCCAACCCACCCUGUGAGACUCACGUGACCGGCACCACCAACACAUCCACCCAGGCAUCAUCUAACAUGAAUGCAGGCCAAACGAACACCGUGCAGAGGGUUUGCUCCAACCCGCCCUGCGAAACACACGAGACAGGGACCACCAACACCCCGUCCACAGCCACCUCCAGCAUGGGAGGUGACCAGACCAGCACAGCUACAGGCCAGGUCCAGAGGGUUUGCUCCAACCCGCCCUGUGAAACACAUGAAACCGGGACCACCAACACAGCCACCACUGCCACCUGCAGCAUGGAGACAGGCGAAGGCACAGCAGCCCAGCAGACAGAGGAGGCAACAGAAGGUACCAGCAGCACAGAAGCGGCCUCCACCACUGCCGCAACUGGCAUGGUUACCACCACCCAGGGCAGGGCCAUCACAACUGUCACUCAGUCUACACCAGCUCCUGGACCCUCUGUACCUUCGAUCUCAUCAAUCACAGAGAGCGUGAGUACUGCUGCCAGCUCCACAGAGGAACCGAUGCAAACUGAUGAGACGGCAUCAGCAGAAGCUGCACCUGCAGUGGAGGGAGCCACCGCGAUGGAGACGCAAGCAGAGGGAGAAGCAGCCACAGCUACAGCCUUGAAUCUGCCCUCAGAGCUGAUGUCUGAGGGUCAGGGUGCCACACUCAUGGUGACAGGGCUGUCGGACGAGGAGCUGGCUGUUACUGCAGCGGCAGAGGCUGCUGCUCAGGCAGCAGCUACUGAAGAAGCCCAGGCUCUCGCUAUCCAGGCUGUGCUCCAGGCAGCCCAGCAAGCCGUAAUGAAUGAAGGUGAUUCCACUGGAGAGAGCCAGCAACCCACCAACAUCCCCAUCAUGUUGACCCAGCAGGAGCUCGCAGCACUGGUCCAACAGCAGCAGCAGCUGCAGCUGCAGGAGGCUCAGGCUGCUGCACAGCAGGCCAGCGUGGACACAAACUUGCCCACUGAAGGUCUCGCCCCUGCUGACAGCCUCAACGACCCUUCUGUCGAGAGCAACGGACACAAUGAGAUGGCUGCCGCAGUCACCAGUGCUGUGGCGUCACUGCUGCCACGCACCACUGCUGAGACACUCGCUCCAUCAAGCACAUUUGCACCCUCUGUAUCAGUGGCAAGUCCAGCCAAGCUGCAAGCAGCAGCCGCACUAGCAGAGGUCGCCAAUGGGAUUGAGGGAGAGAAGCAAGCCCCUCAGCCAACCCCCGUGAAGCCUGUUGUAAAAAAAGAGAACCAGUGGUUUGAUGUUGGAAUUGUUAAAGUGACAAAUAUGGUUGUCACACACUUCUAUGUGCCAGGAGAUGAUUCUCAAGGAGAUGAUGACUCUGGCAUCAUGCCAGACUACAGCCAGAUGAAGAAAAUGGAGCUGCAGCCUGGAACAGCUUACAAGUUCCGUGUUGCAGGAAUCAACGCUUGUGGUCGCGGAGCUUUCUCCGAGAUUUCUGCUUUCAAAACUUGCCUACCAGGCUUCCCAGGGGCACCCUGCGCCAUCAAAAUCAGCAAGAGCCCAGAUGGUGCCCAUCUGACCUGGGAGCCACCCUCAGUGACGUCGGGGAAGAUAAUCGAAUACUCUGUGUACCUGGCUAUCCAGAGCAACCAGACAGCUGAAGCCAAGGCCUCCACCCCGGCACAACUAGCCUUCAUGCGUGUGUACUGUGGACCCAACCCCUCUUGCUUGGUGCAGUCGUCCAGCCUCUCCAACGCCCACAUUGACUACACCACCAAGCCAGCCAUCAUCUUCCGCAUCGCCGCCCGCAAUGAGAAGGGCUACGGUCCCGCCACCCAAGUUCGAUGGCUUCAAGAAUCCGGCAAAGAUGCUGCCUCUGCAAAACCGGCCCCCAAAAGACCAGGCACCUCUCCUGAUACUAAGGCUACUGGUCCAAAGAAAGCAAGGACGGACCAGUGAGGUUGCCCAGAGAUCCCUCCCAGUCUUUUGUCCUUUUUCCACUCGCUGUCCUUUUAUCAGGAAGACUGACCUUCACCCCUCCUUCACCUCCUCAUCCUCAUCCUAAUGUCAUCCUCCACCCUCAAGUCUCAGAUCAAGACAGCAUUGGAGGCAGAACAACCGUAUGAAGCUGAGAUGAAAGUCAAUCUGAGAGAUGUUUCUGUAGAUAAAAACCCUCCUUCCUCCUCGUUCUGUUGGUUGUACUAUUUUUAGAGCAACACAAACUUAGAAGCACAUUAUCUUUUUCAGUCACAUCCCCUUCCAUCGUUUAACAUCUAUUUUUGGCUUGUUUCAGUAGUUGAGCAGUAUAGAGAAGCAUUUACAUCUUUCACAAACUGGGAGCCAGCCUGAGCGCAAUGUUACCUUUUUUCUUUUUCUUUUUUUUUGUCUCUGUUUUGUGAAUCCUGGGGGGAUGUAGAGAGAGACUACACGAAAUGAUGUACAGUGUUGAAAAAGGCUGUGGAGGCAUUAGCUUAGAUGAGAGGAAACAUCGGUAUGGAUACAAAUAAAGCACUUGUCCUCAGCGACAGAGGACAUAAUUUUUUUUUUUCCUUUCCUUUUUGCUCAAAUUUGCUUCAUCGAGAACCAAGUCUGUAGUCAUCGUACUGGACUCCAGUCUCCUGGUAAUGUCAUCACUGUGUGCUUUUUACCCCAAGAUGAGGACUGGUUGCCGACACUUCAAAGUGGACAAAAAGAGAAAAAAAAGACGACGAAGAGAUUUGUAGAGAAUGAAUGACAGACUUUGCUAGGACUGAGACUUGCAGCACACAAAAAAAAAAUCUUGCAAAAUCUUCCCAAAAAAUUAGCAAGCAAUGACGCAGAAGAUCUUUUGUGUAGUUUAUUUUUGUAUUUUUUAAGCUUUUUUUUCUCCUGUGUGUAUGUGUAUGUUGUGUGCAUUUUUAAAAACAUCACUUUUUUUAACUGUUGUUCAUCCCCAUAGUUUGUGUUGGUGGGAAGACCGGUGGCUGUGUUGAGGUUGCCACUAUAUUUUUAAAAAUCUUCAUUCAGUUGGUUGUAUGUUCUUGUUGUUAACAGGUGGUUAUGAACGAGAGAAAGACUUUUGUAUUUGUUCCAAGUAGAACCCGCAGAGGUUAUAGGACUGAAGGGAACUUUGAAGUGGACCCAGGGAGAGGAGAGUUUUUACUUUGUUUACUACUCAAUGCUUGUGUUGCUUUGUUUGCCAAACAUGGAAUUUCACGGGGUAUGAGGAAAACAACAUCAGAUCUUUUCAUACCUUUUCCCCUGAUAUCCCGAUCAGUUGUCCUACGCUUUUUAUGCUCAUGAAUGUGGUGUCUAACCUCUUCUUUAAUUUUUAGAAUGGCAAAUUAUAUUAGUAGACAUAUUUUCCCUAUCCUAUUGAUGUAUGUGAAUCCAUUUAAUAAAUUUUAAUUUUUUUUUUCCUUCCACGGCUCUGUAUUUCAGACUACAGAUGGUGUGCAAGCUAACUGUGAUGUGUAAACCCGUAUGUCUUUGAAUGGGGAUGUCUUGGGAAGAAAGCUUACAUAGCCGGAGUGUACUCACUUGUAAAUUAGUUCGUUCAUAGAGCAAGAAUAAAACAAACAAAAAAAAACAUCUUGGCCUUUUAUAUAAUUACCUGUAACAAACUGUUUUUACAUGUUGGUCAUCUCUUGAUUGCCUUUUGUGUCUUUACUUAUAAAAGAAACAAAUAUAUAUAUAUAAAUAUAUAUAGUCUCCCUGAUUGUUCUAAUUUGCUUCUGUCAAGCUGAUUCACUGUAGGAGUCUGAAUCACUGCUAGGUUCAUUACAAUACAAGGAUUUGUACAGGGAGGAGGUUUCUGACCGGACAUGAGUGUAUAUCUACUUUGUAAGGGCGGAUUCAGUUGUGAUGGUAACGGCCAGGAAGAUCAGAGCCAAGGUGUUCGCUUGCCGCCUUUUCUCCGGCUGGCGCCUUGGCUUCCGUUUGUGGUUUCUCCCGAUUUCUUUCUAGAAAUGAACUUUCUCUUCAUAUGCAUUCAUAAUUUUUGUGUGUGUCAGUGUGUCUGUUGAACAAAACUAGACAUGCAUGCAAAAGCAGUGUAUUUUAGUAGUGAUGCCUUAAGUUAGACCAUAAGCUGAAGGUUCUCAAAAAAAGAAAAAAACAUUUAAUGAGUUUGUUCCUCUCUCCAUGUGGUAUACAAUUGUGUCCUUUCCUUCCACAGUACCUUUGCUGGGUCACUAUUUUUGCACCCUCGUUAGAUAGGUCAUCAUCAGCAGUGUCGAGGUCUCUCUGAACUUUUCCCUCCCACACUGGGACGAGUGCUGCUCUCAGCACUCACAGGUGUUGCGAGUUUCUCUCGGCUGUUUGCAGGUUAUCUGGAAAUGUCCUGUAUUUUCCAAUGUGUGUUUUUUGUACUGUAGGGAGUAAUGUAUCUUUUAUCAUCAAAAAAUAAACAUGUUAAACAUA
Messenger RNA from Epinephelus moara (kelp grouper), 7783 nucleotides. It is a transcript of the gene hcfc1a, whose product is annotated as host cell factor C1a. The record is from RefSeq and is a predicted model, not a curated record. Lineage: Eukaryota; Metazoa; Chordata; Actinopteri; Perciformes; Serranidae. Bases 200 to 5341 code for a protein of 1713 amino acids. Gene Ontology annotation, biological process: chromatin remodeling; regulation of DNA-templated transcription. Gene Ontology annotation, molecular function: protein binding; transcription coactivator activity. The transcript is spliced from 28 exons. Gene Ontology annotation, cellular component: histone methyltransferase complex.